AUCUAGUUUAUAAAAUAGACUAUGGCAAUAUACGUUACUUCAGUCUUUAUUUGUAAAACAUGCGUGUGUUGUGUUUUGUGAUUCUUAUAUCAAUUUGUGCAAAUGAAGCGGCGAGGAUAUUUGCCAUUUUUCCUACACCAUCUAUAAGUCAUCAAGUGGUAUUCAGACCUUUAGUACAAGAAUUAGUAAAACGUAACCAUGAAGUUGUUGUUGUCACCACAGAUCCAGCAUUCCCCAACGGUCAAGCGCCCGCGAACCUAACUGAAAUUGAUGUUCACGAAUUUUCAUACAAACUUUGGAGAGACAAAUUUUUAGAAGUCAGUUCAAGAGGUGACAAUGAUAUUUUUUCCCAAUUAAAAGUUGGUUUUAAAUUGAUCUCUAAAAUCUUCGGAGAACAAAUGCUUACAACUGAAGUGCAAGAAGUUAUUAAGGAUACAAAUAAAAUAUUUGAUUUGGUACUUGUUGAAGCAUUAGCUAGGCCAGCAUUAGCAUUAAAACAUGUACUUAAAGUGCCACUAAUACAAGUGAGUUCUUUUGGUGCGGUCACUGGUAACUACGAAACUAUUGGGGCACCAGUGCAUCCGAUUCUGUAUCCAACAAUCUUAAGGCAAAGGAUUUAUAACCUCACCUUCUGGGAAAAGGUUACAGAGUUAUACAACCACUACAGAAUCAACCGUUUUUAUGACAGUAUUGAAGAAAGCGAAAAUAAUAUGAUCAGGAACAUAUUCGGUGAAAAUAUUCCUAGUUUAUCAGAGCUGAGUUAUGAUGUGGAUAUGAUAUUUUUUAAUAUGAAUCCCAUCUGGGAAGGCAAUCGACCUGUACCUCCUAAUGUAAUUUACAUGGGUGGAUUGCAUCAAAAACCUGUUAAGCAGCUACCUCAGGACCUAAAGUCUUACCUAGACAAAUCCACGAAUGGCGUAAUUUACAUCAGUUUCGGAACUAACGUAAACCCAUCGCAACUACCACAGGAGAAGAUUCAGAUUUUAAUCAAAGUGUUUUCUCAGUUACCUUACAAUGUGCUUUGGAAAUGGGACAAAGACGAGCUGCCAGGUAUAACUGGAAAUAUCAAAAUAUCUAAAUGGUUCCCGCAAUCCGAUCUAUUAAGACAUCCGAACGUUAAGCUCUUCAUCACCCAAGGGGGACUGCAAUCUACAGAUGAGGCUAUAACAGCAGGAGUACCUCUGAUUGGUAUACCUAUGCUGGGAGAUCAAUGGUUUAACGUGGAAAAGUACACAUAUCAUAAAAUUGGCAAACGUCUCGAUAUAAAUACGAUAACGGAAGAGAAAUUUCGAGAUGCCAUAAGUACUGUUAUUGGUGACAAAAGUUAUCGUGAAAACAUUAUACGUCUUCGAACAUUAAUGAGAGAUCAACCUCAGUCACCAUUAGACCGAGCUGUGUGGUGGAUAGAAUAUGUAAUACGACAUGGUGGAGCUAAACACCUGCGUUCGCCUGCUGCAAACAUCUCCUGGGCAAAAUAUCUCGAACUUGAAUUUGUAGGAACUCUUUUAGCUUUAAUAUUAUCAGUAAUUAUGGCUAUUUUAUUAGUACUGUACUACUCAAUCAAAAUUCUUAGAAGAUAUAUAGGUAGUGUUAAAGUGAAAACAAGCUAACUCUGACGUGGUGAAUUUAAAUGUUAAUAUGAAAAGUUUACUUAUACUUUCUUAAAUAGUUUCAAAAUGUUUUGUUUCACCGGUAUUUCAACGACUUUAUUUUUGUAAAGAUAUGUAUUAAAACUGUGAA
Molecule: messenger RNA, 1740 nt
Organism: Diatraea saccharalis (sugarcane borer)
Lineage: Eukaryota; Metazoa; Arthropoda; Insecta; Lepidoptera; Crambidae
Source: the annotation of a GenBank genome assembly